Molecule: messenger RNA, 357 nt
Organism: Suricata suricatta (meerkat)
Lineage: Eukaryota; Metazoa; Chordata; Mammalia; Carnivora; Herpestidae
Gene: MLANA
Product: melan-A
Exons: 4
Coding region: 1-357 (118 amino acids)
Cellular component (GO): trans-Golgi network; melanosome; endoplasmic reticulum membrane
Source: RefSeq, a predicted model, not a curated record
AUGCCAAUAAAAGAGACUCACUUCAUCCUUGGCCACCCCAAGAAGGGGCACAACCACUCAUACAUCACAACUGAAGAGGCUGCAGGGAUUGGAAUUCUGACAGUAGUCCUGGGAAUUUUGCUGCUCAUUGGCUGCUGGUAUUGUAGAAGACGAAGUGGAUACAGAAGCUUGAGGGAUAAAAGCAUUCACCCUGGCACUCGAAGUACCUUAACAGGGAGAUGUCCACAUGAGGGAUUUGGUCACCAGGACAGCAAACUGACUUUUCAAGAGAAUAACUGUGAACCUUUGCUUCCCAAUGCUCUACCUGCCUAUGAGAGAGUCUCUGCAGAACAGGCACCACCACCUUAUUCCUUGUGA